GGAGGCAAACCUCCCCCCGGGCGUCCAGUCAGACCUUGACAAAUCGCCGGCCAACUUGUCCUGCAACGCUGAUCUCGGCGAGGGCAGCGAGGCUGCUCACGCCUUCUCGCUGGGGCGGGGCCGGGGCCGAGAGGGAGGAUGUUUGCCCGUGGGGCUGGGCGCUGGCAGCGGGCCCGGCGGCUUUCCACCUGGCCCCGGCGCGGGGCAGAGCACCUGUCACACAAGCCGGGAGCCGGCCCCUCCGCCGCGUGAUUCCUCUGCCGGCUGGGCAUGUCCCCGGGCUCCUCCGGGGCCGGGCGGUGCGAAGUUGCGCGCAGCCAGCGCGGCGGCGGCAGGAGCCGGAGGCCGCCCCGGGAGAGGCGAAGGGUGGGCGGCGCGGCGGGAGCUGAUGGCGGGCAGCAGGCUGGCGGCGAGCUCGCAGCCCCGGCGAAGCGGCGGGAGGAGGGCAGAGGGCAGCAACGCGGACUGGAUGGGCUCCCUCGCCCCCGCCCUCAGCACCUUCCCGCUGGCCCAUCUGGCCAUCCCAGGAUCACAUGAUUCUUUCAGCUACUGGGUUGAUGAGAAAUCUCCUGUGGGACCUGAUCAAGCCAUGGCAAUCAAACGUUUGGCUAAAAUUUCUUUGGUGAAAAAGCUAAUGAAAAAAUGGUCAGUGACUCAAAACCUGACCUUCAAAGAGCAGCUGGAAGGUGGGAUCCGCUACUUUGAUCUGCGCGUAUCUUCCAAACCGGGAGAAGUGGGACAGGAGAUCUACUUCAUACAUGGCUUGUUUGGCAUCAAAGUAUGGGAUGGACUGAUGGAGAUAAAUACCUUUCUCACACAGCACCCCAAAGAAGCCAUCUUCUUGGAUUUCAAUCACUUCUAUGCCAUGGAAGACCAGCACCACAUAUAUCUGAUUAACAGGAUCCGGGAAGCAUUUGGAUCAAAACUUUGCACAAUGGAAUAUGUAGAAAAUGUGACCUUGCAAUAUCUUUGGGAGAAGAGUCAGCAGGUUCUCAUUUUCUACCACUACCCUCUGUAUCAGGAAUAUCCCUUCCUGUGGCCAGGGAAUAAAAUGCCAGCACCUUGGGCAAACACAACGAACGUGCACAAGCUAUUACAGUUCUUAGAGACCACUCUUGGGGAGCGGGCUCAACAUGGAACUUUUCAUGUUUCUCAAGCUAUUCUCACACCCAGGGUCAAAACUAUUGCACGACACCUAAUCCGUGGCCUAAAAAAUACGCUUGUUCACAGGAACCUGCCUAUGAUUUUGAACUGGGUAAAGAGACAGAAGCCAGGCGUUAUGGGCGUUAACAUAAUUACAUCAGACUUUGUGGAGCUGGUUGACUUUGCUGCCACUGUUAUUGCAUUAAACGACCUCCUUUUAGAAGGGCACCGAGCUGUGACUAAAUCCUGACUGUUCUGUCACUCUAAGAUCAGCGCUCAUCCACUGAGAGGAGGAUUUGGAGUCUUUCAUCCAUGUCAACAGCUUUUCAACGUAAAUCUCAAUUUAGGUGUUUUGGAUUUUGUUUUUUAAGAAACAAAAACCUAGUUUCUGAGGAAAACGUGCUGAAAAUCAUUCACAUCAGGAUCCAUUGCUGCAUGGAUCUGACCUGAACACUAAGCAGUGUCCGAGUGCUGCUGACGCUGUUAUGCACACAUCUGCUGCAGUACAGCAAGCUGUUGUCUGCCUGGCAGUAGGAGGCCGGACACUACAGCAGAUGUAACCAAUUGGCAGCGGUGUCUCCCCCGGCAACUAGACUCCCUGUGGGUGUUCAUCCUGUGCGUCAGGCUAAGAAUUGGUGUUGAUCCUCGGGAGCAGUUCUACCAGACCAGCCAAAAACGAUCCUCCACUUUGCUACAUAACUCAGAGCUGUGCUGGUCUCAGCUACCAGUUGCUAUUGUAUCUCUUAUGCCGUACUGGAAGCUACCUCAGAGGGAAGCUUUUACACUGUGUUCAGUGGUUUAAACAGAGAUGAGCCCGAGGUGCGGAGAUUGGAUUUAAACUUACAACUCUCAGGGGCUUUUGACUCCAAAGUUUUGUUUUCAGUCUCUCUCUUAUUUUAAGGGACUUCCAUUAGAGCAGGAUGCAGAUGCACUUUACUUAAGUUUGGGGGAAAAAAAUCUGUUGAGUUUUCUUGAAAGGUUGUGGGUGGGAGGAAGCUCUGCACAAAAGGCUGCUAUGUGCACAUUAGUUACACAGCAGGCUUUGUUCAUUGUAUGUAGCUUUGAGACACAGUGUAGCAAACUGUAAAAUGGAGUUUAGUCAAAACUUUGGUGGUUUCAUUCGUGUGGACCUUACCUCCUACCUCAAUUUCAAUUCACUUGGUUUUUCAUUCCCUAGGCUUCAUUGGCGGGGGGGGGGAGGCGACCACAAAAAUUGCUAUUUUUUGUUUGGCAUCUGGUCAUUUUUCACAUCAUUUUGUGCCCAAAAACUUGAACCUACCCAAGUUUGCUCAAAAUGCACCCUAAAGUCACUGUGAGGAUUGUAGCUUACUUGAGACAUUGAGUUCCUAACCUGAGUUUCCUCUGCGAGGCAAAUUGGGAUGCAGGGAGUGGAGGGGUGGGAAUAACUGAUAGAAUUCUCCCAAGCUGCACCCACUUAUGAUGGCAGAAUAAGAUGCCGCUCACAAAUUGUGCUGAUCCUCAUUACAUGAUCAUACAUGUUUUUUUUAAUUGUUUGUUUUGAUCGGCAGCAAAAUGUUGACAAUAUUUAUUUUUAAAUUAUGUUUCAGCAUUGACACUCCACUGAUGAAUUAGGGAAAGUUAACAGAUUUGAGAGGAGACAUCUCAGGCUCUCUGUUGAGUCAGGCAGACAUCACUGGAUAAAUUCGCACUCAGCUCAUAAUGUAAAGGUUAUCUUUUGAGCCAUGAGGGCUAGAGACAUUUGAAAAUGAAGGAUUAGAUUCUAGAGCAACAGGGAAAUGUGUUGGCUCACUGGCUCAAUCUGUAAUGAAAACUUUGAACAAUUCAACUGAACAUUGAGGGCUCUGUUAGCACACUUCAUGUUAAGAGUAACUACUUUCCAUUGGCGGUAGACUAGAAACCCUAAGGUUUGGGCAUUAAGUAGCAACGGGCAAAGCUUUCAUUAUGGCCACAGUAGUACUCUACUUAUGCACAAAAACUUGCUUCUUUCAAGACAAAUCCAGACAAAUAAAACAGCUGGAGGGUUGGGUGAUUCUAUGAUGAUACAUCGCACAGUUUGUAUCUUCACAUUGUUGCAUUGUCAGGGCAUGUUAAUCUACAGCAGUGGUUCUCAACAGGGGUACAUGUACCGCUAGGGGUACACAGAGGUCUUUCAGGGGCCACAUCAACUCAUCUAGAUAUUUGUCUAGUGUUACAACUGGCUACAUAAAAAGCACUAGCAAUGUCAGUACAGACUAAAAUUUCAUACAGACAAUUUGUUUAUACUGCUCUAUAUACUAUACCCUGAAAUGUAAAUACAAUAUUUAUAUCCCAAUUGAUUUAUUUUAUAAUUAUAUGGUAAAAAUGAGAAAGCAAGCAAUUCUUCAGUAGCAGUGUGCUGUGUGACACUUUUGUAUUUUUAUGUCUGAUUUUGUAAGCAAGUAGUUUUUAAGUGAGGUGUAACUUGGGGGUAUGCAAGACAAAUCAGACUCCUGAAAGGGGUACAGUAGUCUGGAAAGCUUAAGACUCAAGCCUCUGAUCUACAGUUCAAAACAUUGUGUAAUUAUGCAACAUCAUAGCAUGAGGCGGUUACUCUUUUGCAGCAUGGAUGUCCAAAAUAAAUUCAGCACUUUGAUUAUCCCAUGAAGCUGAUGCACUCUUACAGUCUUUCCGAGAGUUGUCCUUUACCCCCAAAAUAACUGGGCAAUUGAUGGCUCAUCUGCUGUUCAGUCACCUUUCUACAAACUGCUGCUAGUGAACUAAUUAUCAGCGGGGUUAAGAAUGACUGUUAAGACUUAAGUUUAUUUUGCUUAUAAGAAAAGUGAUUGUUUUGACAAACAGUUUAGGAAAAAAUUAUCAACCUGACCAUCCCCUCACCCUCUGGCUCCCUCACCCAGUCGGAUAGUAGCUGCAGCUUUUUCCAUGCUGUUUCUCUCAUGGUGGUGGCUCUAUACUUAAUGCCCUAAACCACAUAGAGUUGGGUUCAGCUAGAGGUUUGCAAACCUUCCACAUGGGAACUUUGGUCAAGUUCUUAACAAGCUUUAAUAUGAUUUAUCUGUUUGUGUUGCAUGGUUUUAAUUAGUGCUGUUCAAAAUGUUUUUUCCAGCUAAAUCUUUCUUAUGAAAAACUGAAGGGUUGACUUUUUGUGUCUUCCCCCGCCUCCCACCAUCACCAUGUCUUUUUCCUCAUUUUCUAGUGGGAAAAAAAGUGAGAGAAGAUGGCGUAAAUAUUUUUUUUUAAAAAAAUCCACAAAUUUAAGGUUUUGUUUAGCUAAAACAAUUGCACAAAUAGUUCAAACAAAAGAAAUAUUUUGUUUCCUUCAAAUGUUUUCUAGAAAGUAUGUCUUUUGACCAGCCCUACUUUUAAUGCCAAGUCAUAUGCAGAAUGAUGGCUUCAACUGAGUUUCACUUAGAGAUUUGAAUUUUGCAGCUAGCCCAAAUUCUCUUGUAGAUCAAGUCAAAACCCCACAAUCAGAGCAAACUUUGGGGUCUAUACUUUGUGGCUUAUGCCCACUUCUAGAUAUAGAGAUUGUCUGAGCACAGAACUCAAAGCAAAACUCAUGCAGAGUGAACGCAAAUGAAACAGGAAUGAAGAAAAUAUUUGCAUGAUCACUAAAUGACUGAAUUACACAUAGGCAGGGUUUAAAUUCUCAGAGUAUUUCCCAGAGGCUCUUCUCCCCCCCUCCCCCACCCCCUCUUCCCAACUCCCAUUCCCAUCCUCACAUGCUAUAAAAACUCCAAGGGGGUUUGAAAAUACUUACCAGAGCUCUGGUCUGGACAGCUCUGGCUGAAUUUAAGCCCUGCACACAGGCAUACGUAUAACCUUGUAUUUGUGUUAGUUCUUAAUCUGCUAAUCUGUUGUACUGUAUGUAACUACCUCAAAAGAGAAUUAUCAGGCUUAGAUAGGUAAUAUUUGUAUAGAGUAUUCAAAGUAAUGGAUCUGUGUUAUUAGCCCUCCUAAUGUAUUUAUUUAAAUAGAAAAGUGGAUGGUGGGAACCAAAGGUUCUGUUUGUUUGUUUUUAAUGUAUUCAAGAAACUUUUGGAUUUAUGUGCUAUUGGCUGCUCUGUGUUGACAUACAGGGUACGAAGCACUACUGAGAGUGUAGGCAUAAGGAUGGUAGCAUGGCAAAAAGAAACUUUAAAUGGAAAAUUAUUUGAAUCCAUGGUGAUAGAAAUGUCACUAAUAUCCGGCUGAUGUUUGGCCCCAUGUGGAGGGAUUGGGUGGUCUCAGCACAGGGGAUAGGUCUUCACGUGGUAAAACCCACUAUCACAGCUGACAGUAAACCCUUGGCUGAACACUGAGACUGCCUCCCUGGAAGUGGGUUGAGGCAUGCUGGUGGGGCAGUGUGGGGGAAGCCUGCACCCCCGUUGCCUGUGUUGUGUAUGUGUUUUAGUGGAUAUAUAGCUGUCAAGUACAGGGCUGCAUCUUUUCUAAUCCUGCAUCUUUACAAAGCACUAAAAUACACUUGUAAAAAGGUAAAACAUCAGCAUGAUCACAAGAGAACUGCUGCGAAAGCUGCCACCAUGACGACGGUGUGGGUGCUCAGGGAGCAGCCGAGCGCAGAAAAGAAGCUCCACAAGGCUGUGUGUGCAUGUUUGUGCAUAAGUCUUCCAUUAACUACCUUAUUAUUUCAAUCACUUCAUGCCCUGAACUGGGUUGUGAAUGUUAAUUGCAAACAAUGGAGAGGCAGUGGCACAAAGGGACUGAAUAGUGUUUUGUGUUUGACUUAUUCUUCUGUUCAGAACUAUGUAUAAAAAGUUGCAUAGAAUGUUACUGGCAGCUGUGUGGGGUAUAAUAUUUCAAUGAAAUGCAGUUUUUAAAGAAUAAGAAUCUAUGUAACAAAACCAUCAAAAGCAAUGUACCUGUACAUAGAUAGACAUAUUAUUAUCACUGUCUUCAUGAGGUGAGACUUAAGUCAAAGUUUAUUAACUUGUUUAAGACAUAGGUCACCUCUCUCCUGGCAUUUCCUGAUGGCGCAGACCACCUCCCUAUUAAUAUGCCUGAAGCAUUGACAGCAUUUACAUAUAAGGAAAAGAAAUAUUAUGAAAGUAUAUAUUUUAGGUUCUUCUUAAGGUGGGUCCACAAGUGGAAACAAGGAGAGUUAGCGCCAUGGGAUUAACUAGCUCUUGCAGACCCACCAGUGUUCCAUGGCCCACAGUUUGGGAACAACUGCCCUAAAUCAUUCGUGGCUGUGUCACUCAGGGGUUACUCAUAAAGACAGAUGCAAUGUUAGUCACAGACAAUAGGCACCUGGGAUGUCACACCUGAGGCACUUUAUUAAUGUGUCAGAGUGUGUACAUAUUAGAGAUGGGUCUGAGUAGCAAAGCUAAAGGAUGUUUUGGAUCCAGGAUUUUGGUUUGGCCCAUAAUAGAGACUGAAUCUGGGUCUAGAUCCAAAGUUGGAUUUUCUUCCUGUCUAGUGUUGUCAUGUAUUUAUUUUCUAUACAUAUGUGUGUUACAGGUAGGGAUAGCCUAUACACGUUGUAACAAACAGGAGACGCUUUUGGAUUGUUAGUGUGUAACUAUAGGACAUAAAUACUUAGUUUGGUAAUAGACUACAAAUGAAAAUUGAUAGGAGAGUGUGUUGUGUGUGUAUUAGAAUCAGACUUGUCACCUUGCUAUACAGAAUGUAUAUUUCUAUUUAUUUUUACUGAGACUCAGGUAUCGGAAUAUGAGUUUACUCUUUCUUGUCCUAACUCAACCAAAGACUUUUACCAAGGGAUCAGUCCUCAAGGCAAAAGUUAGGACAAUUUUGAGUGGAGUUUUUAGCAGGAACAGAUGAACUGAUUUGGACAAAAUAAGAAAUAACCUAAAACUUUACCCAAAAUUUGAACUCAGUUAAAACUUGUUUGGUUGGGGGUUUUUUGGGAGGGGAAGAAGAAGAAGGAAAUUCUCAUUUCUGCCUUUUCUGGUUUGGGUGAGAAGUGAAAUACUGCACAGUAAUCUGGUUUCAGAGUAGCAGCCGUGUUAGUCUGUAUCCGCAAAAAGAAAAGGAGGACUUGCAGCAUUCAAUGAAGUGAGCUGUAGCUCACGAAAGCUUAUGCUCAAAUAAAUUUGUUAGUCUCUAAGGUGCCACAAGUCCUCCUUUUCUUUGUUCAGUAAUCUGGCAAUCUAAACCUGAAAGUGUUGGAAAUCUGAGAAACUUUUGUGCUUGUGAGAUUCCCAGCCCUAUUUUCAGACAAAUGAAAUGUGCAUAAGACUACUAAAUGCUUACACCACUUAGUCCUGCCUCCUUCCUGGCCUCCAUUUCCCCUUAUUUAAGCCCCCUCCUGUUGCAUGGUCGUUAUUUACAGAAUUUGGCUGUUGACAAGAGGGGUGUGUUAACUUCUGUCUCAAAUUAGUUAUCACUAGGGGGCAUGUAAGAGCAAUGAAAAAUGUAUUUCUCUUCAGAGACUGAGCCUGGCAUCUGUGAUGCUGUAUGAAGGGUCAAGGAAGUGGGCAGCUAUAUUCACUGAGCAACUGGGCCUGCCUGCAAAUUCUGAUUUACUUUAAAAAAAAACAAAACAGCAGAACAUGAUACAUGCUAUCACAAUUAGUCAAACAGAAAUGAAGGUUUUCCCCAUAAAUCUAGAGCAUAGUAUACAGAAUUGUGUACUUUAAUACCUUCCAGUGAUGCCCUAGGACUAUUAGCUCCCUAUUUUAGCUCCCUAUUAGCUCCCUAUUUUAACUCCCUACCACACUGAGAAAGAAGAAAUAUGGGGGGAGGGGAGGGGGAAGUACAUAUAUUUAGCUAUCCACACAUAUUCUCAUAUUUUGACAGAAAAUAUAGACCUUAGGGACCAGACCAGUAACAUAAACUUCAGAACAAUCUAGUGAAAUUGUGUACUGUAUUUUAUCCAUUGUCAUUGUGCUUCUCUUAUUUAUUGUCAGCCUUCUGAUAUAUUUCUUUGCUGUCUGCAUCUCUCUGAAAUUGAACUGCUACAUUUUCUGUCUUAUUAAAAACAAUAUAUUAUGGAACAUUCAAGUAUUGUUUGUGUCUAACAGGGAUACUUUUGGCAGAGCCUGGAUUCUGCUUGGUGUAAAAUGCAUUUUCUAGUCAUUUUUUGUAAAUAUAUUUUGUUUAAAUCUUCCAAGAAAAAAAUAAUUAUUUCAUUCUUUUCUUCUGUGAGUGUUUUAUGCAGUUUCUCUUCUCCUUCUCUUUUGGCACCAUGGACCUUACCCAUCUGCCUAAUUCAAUCGUGUGUGUUGUAAAACCAUUAAUGCCUCAUUUUAACUGAGCAAAUAAAUUUUGGGCUGACAGCUGUUUUUGGGGUUUUUUUUAAAUUUUACUCAAAAAUUAUCGUUGUUGGAUUGGAGGUUUUACCCUGAAAAUAAACUUUGGCAACUUCAUCUUGUUAAUAAUCUUA
Molecule: messenger RNA, 8446 nt
Organism: Chelonia mydas (Green sea turtle)
Lineage: Eukaryota; Metazoa; Chordata; Testudines; Cheloniidae
Gene: PLCXD2
Product: phosphatidylinositol specific phospholipase C X domain containing 2
Exons: 4
Coding region: 389-1393 (334 amino acids)
Biological process (GO): lipid metabolic process
Molecular function (GO): phosphoric diester hydrolase activity
Source: RefSeq, a predicted model, not a curated record